Penicillium cataractarum is the source of this 1278-nucleotide messenger RNA. It is a transcript of the gene ptpB, whose product is annotated as tyrosine protein phosphatase PTP1. The coding region runs from base 1 to 1278 and encodes 425 amino acids. Gene Ontology annotation, biological process: protein dephosphorylation. The transcript has 3 exons. NCBI's taxonomy places the organism in Eukaryota, Fungi, Ascomycota, Eurotiomycetes, Eurotiales, Aspergillaceae. The record is from RefSeq and is a predicted model, not a curated record. Gene Ontology annotation, molecular function: protein tyrosine phosphatase activity.
AUGGCGCAUCCUUCCAUCAAGAUCGAUACCAACGUCCAGACGGGGAAGCGCGGCCUCCCUCCCGACGGCGAUGGUCUCGAUGUGCCUGGUGAACAGGGGAAUCCCCGGUUGGAUGCUGGCAAUACGGACGAUGUCCCGCCGUUUUUGUGCCAAUCAGUCUCGGAGAUUCACGACAAGUUUGAAGACCUCGAAUGGAUGCAGAGGACACGACUGGCCGAUGCCAUGUUGUCCAACGAUCCUGCCCACCGUUUUGCCCUCGAGGGCGACCCCCAAGUCAAGGCUCGGAAUCGAUAUGUCAACGUGCAAGCAUGGGCCAACUGCCGCAUCCAUCUGCGGGUGCCCGAGGGCGAGUGUGAUUUUAUCAACGCCUCGCCGAUCAUACUGAAGGAUUCGGUCACGGAGGAGGAGAGGACCUACAUUGCGACCCAGGGACCCAAGCUCGGUCAUCUCUCACACUUUUGGCAUAUGGUCUUCCAUGAAAGCAAGGAUGUAGCUGUGAUUGUCAUGUUGACCCAGACCUUUGAGGCCGGCCGGGAGAAAUGUGCACAAUACUUCCCAUUGGAUUCGGACCAGGCUUCGAUGAUUCUCUCGGAAGAGGAGUCGGAUCCCUCCGUGACCGAUGAGAGUAGCCAGGAGGAAACCCCCGAAACCAUUGGCAAGGUCACCUUGUUAGAGUCGACGGUCGAUGCCAAGUCACGCUCGGAGGUUCGCAAGCUCGAGCUGACCAUCGGCUCGGAGUCGAAGAUUGUGUGGCAUUUCCUCUUUGCAGGCUGGGCGGAUUAUUCCAAGCCCGAAGGCAGUGACCGUGAGGCCCUCCUGGAACUGAUCAAAUUAUCGGCUUCCAAAGCUGGAGGGCCUGAAAAUCCACGUGUGGUCCAUUGCAGUGCAGGCGUUGGCCGCACGGGAACUUUCAUCGCCCUGGACCAUCUCCUCCAGGAGCUCGAAUCGGGCCAGCUGCUGCAGGUAGCCGACCCCGAGACCGACCCCGUGUUUGAGACGGUCAACCAGAUGCGCGAACAACGCAUGAUGAUGGUUUACAACGAGAUGCAAAUGCAGUUCAUCUACGAGGUGCUUCGAGAACAAGCCGAUAUCAAAUUGGGCAAGAUACCAGGACAGAACGAGUCUCCUGCGAGCCAAAUGGAUGAGCCACGGUCUGCCAAGCUCGCCAAACUGAGCGACGAGGCUGAUUAUCUGCCUGCCUCAAAGCCUGAAUUAGAGGCUGUCCCGGACCAAGUUGCAACUCCGACUGAAACGCCCGAGUCCUCUCACCAUGAGUAA